ACAAUCCUGUCUUCUCACUCUCAGACAAUGCUCAGGAGAGGAAACGGCUAGAACUUUACUGUUUGGACUGCCACUGUGCGCUACCUUAAGUCAGAAGGGGGAUACUAUCGCCGAACCACACCACUACCAGGGACUGAGUUUUCUAUUUAUUUGGUAUUUAAUUUGGUCCUCAAGAAGUGGAACCCAUUUGAACCGUCUUAGUUCUGUCUGGGCUUGGCUGUAGUAAGGGUGUUCUGUACUGUACUGUACUGUACUGUACUGUGCAUCUGAGGCUGAGCACCCAUGUACAACAGUAGCUACUCCCAGGCCAAGUUUGGCUUGGAGGCCAGGAGGAAGAUCCAGAAGCCCAGGGGGAAGAGCUGUGGCUACUACAUGAGGGUUGUCUUCUUCUUCUCCUCUCUGAUCCAGUCGCUCAUCAUCGUCAGUCUCAUUCUCUUCCUGGUCUACGGGAGGUCCCCGGACGCGGCAGCUGAGAGCCGGGUCCGAGACCUGGAGAAGAGCUUCAACCGCCUCUCCGUUGACAACAUGAACCUCCGGCAGCAGAAAAAGAAUCUGACGCUUCUCCUGAAUGCCACUCAGACCGACAAGAUGCGCAACAACAAGGAAAUGAUAAAUCUGCGUCAAAUGGCAAACAAAUCUGUCAUAUUCAUCACCCAUCUCAGAGACCAAGCGAAUCAAUGUGAAAACGAUAAGAGAAGCUGUCAACUUAACAUGUGCCGAUGCCCCAGAACCAUGACACCAAUGAUAACACUAAAUGGCAACAACAACAAUAUACAUGAAAACCAGGUCCAGCGGCUAGAGCAAUUGUUAAAGCUAGUGAGCUCCAACUUCAGUCAGACGGUGCAGUUCAUGAGGAUUGAGAUAGAGAACACAGCCAAGGACCGGGACACCCUCACUUUGGAUGCCAUCUCCCUCCGGAGGGACAAGACCUCCCUGCUGAAACAGCUGGAGAGCUACAGGAAGAAGUGCAAGGAGGACUUUGUCCAAUCCCUCGACGGCAUCUCCAACGUCUCCAAAGCCUUCCUGUUGAAGAUCGACACCCUCCUGCCCAAAGUCAGCCCCUUCCUGCUCACCUGUGAGAAGCAGCGCGACCACCUGGACCAGAUCCGCAACAACUGCUCCAGUCUGUCCCGCGAGGUGGAGACCAAGUUCCAGCACUACCUGGACAACGUAGGCUCCCAGGUGUCGGAGAUCCAGGGCCGUAGCGCCAGGCUGCAGGUGGAGAAAGACCAGCUAGCCGAGGACCACAACUGGUGCAGCCAUAACCGCAGCGCCAUGGCCCUGGAGCACCAAGAAAAGUUGCAGAAGACCCAGGAGAAAUACGACCGAGAGAUGGAGAAGCUGCUGACGGGCCGCAUGAGGCUGCAGGGGGACAAGGACCUGGGGGAGACAGCGAUGAAGGUGAAGGAGGGCGAGAUCAAAAUCCUCAACGACAAGAUCCGGAGCCUCAACGCCUCCCUGGCCAACUGUGGCUCCAGGACCGGAAUGGGUAGCCCGGGUGCAACUGGUAACACAGGGAUGGGCUGGGUAGGGCCGAGUGCAACGGGGCAAGGUAACCGGGGGUCAACUGCUGGAACAGGAUCGAUGGCAGGAAUAGGUGGGUGGGGCACAUCUGCAUCUGCAUCUGCAACAGGAAACGGCAAUACAUUUUUUGGCAACACAGGAAUGGGCGGGCCAGGGUCAAGUGCAACAGGAGUGGGUACUAGGGGAUCAGGAGGGACAGGACUGAGUGGUGCCGGGUCAACAUCAGGUGUUGCAAAGAAAAUUGGACCAGGCUUGGGUACCCCCAACAGUUACAGUUUAGCAAAUAUCAAUCAAUACUUACGCGAGCUGCAGCAGUAUUCCAAGCCCAACUCCGGCUCAGAAGUAUCUGGGUAAUCCAUGGCAUCUCCGAUGAAAAGGGAGAAGGAAUGGGAAAACCCAGUCUCCUGAUAUUGAGUUAUGGUAUGUUAAUACACUGAGUGUACAAAACAUUAAGGACACCCGCUCUUUCCAUGACACAGACUGACCAGGUGAAUCCAGGUGAAAGCUCUGAUCCCUUAUUGAUGUCACUUGUUAAAUCCACUUCAAUCUGUGUAGAUUAAGGGGAGGGGACAGGUUAGAGAAGGAUUUUUGAGCCUUGAGACAAUCUAGACACAGAUUGUGUAUGUGUGCCAUUCAGAGGGUGAAGGGGCAAAACAAAAGAUGUAAGUGCCUUUGAAUGGGGUAUGGUAGUAGGUACCGGUUUGUGUCAACAACUGCAAAGCUUCUGGGUUAUUCACCCUCAACAGUUUCCUGUGUGUAUCAACUUGACAGAACUGUGGGAAGCAUUGGAGUCAACAUGGGCCAGCAUGCCUGUGGAAUGCUACCUACACCUUAUAGAGUCCACGCCCCGAAGAAUUGAGGCUGGGGGUGCAACUCAGUGCUGGGAAGGUGUCCUUAAUGUUUUGUACACCCAGUGUAUGUAUAAUAACAUUUCUAUCAGCAGCAGCUGCAUUGUAAUGUAUCAUAAAAGAAGGUCUAUUGCUUCUGUGACAUGUAUUCAAAUUUGUUGCACUUUUGGGGGGCUUGAAUGUCAUUGGUAAACAAAUACGAAUGCAUAUUAUUUGAAUAUGUUGAUUUAGUCAGGAAAAAGGCGUGAAAGUCAUAAAUAAUCUGUUUUUAAUGUACUGUAUGUACUUUUAUUAAAACAAAAGGGUAGUUAUUGUAACUCCGGUUCUAUGAAUGAUGCGUGACGACGUCAGUGUUUAAAAGGCACGACUUUGAAUUCCACACCGCUGAUUUCAGAAACAUGCACCCCAUCCAAGACGGAUGUGAAUUGUUUGUCCCCAUUUGCGUCACCCAUUGUGAGGAUAAUAGUCCCACGGCUGACAGUCCCUCCCCUUCGUCACGUUACAGACAUCACUUACUGGAAGACAAUUUUAUCCGACCAAGAUGUUUAUGUUUAUGUCUGCCAACCUGUCAGACCAAUUGGAGCGGAUGGAAGGGAAAGGUACAAACACUGGUGUAUACAAAACCCAACACUAACAAUACCCCCUGGGCUGGCUGCAGACUAUAUAUUUCCAUACACUUAAUAAGAACAUGAAACAACUCUUCUAAAAAGAACUUUGAGAAACGGAAGGAUAAAGUUAUCCAUCAAAUCUUUAGUAUGUUCUUUCCCCAAAACCAGCCCCUAAAAUAGCCUCGGACACCAAGCAAUGUUUUAUUUUGUUAUUGCUGUGUCUAUGGGAUAUAUAAACUAUUGGAAAUAGUAUCCCAGCAACCCCUUGUCCAAUAAUACAAACACUAACUGUAUCAGUCUAUAACAGCAUUCUUGCCUCAAUGGGAAAGUAUCAUGCUUAAAUUACAUCUAGGAACAUGCCAACCCAGAUAUUAUACAGUAUGCCAUUAGGCCAACAGAUUAUAUCCAAAGCAAUUUACAGUUACACAUGGAUACAUUU
Oncorhynchus mykiss (rainbow trout) is the source of this 3419-nucleotide messenger RNA. RefSeq names its product plasmalemma vesicle associated protein a (gene plvapa). NCBI's taxonomy places the organism in Eukaryota, Metazoa, Chordata, Actinopteri, Salmoniformes, Salmonidae. Gene Ontology annotation, biological process: regulation of vascular permeability; positive regulation of cellular extravasation. The record is from RefSeq and is a predicted model, not a curated record.